Messenger RNA from Peromyscus eremicus (cactus mouse), 7897 nucleotides. RefSeq names its product synemin (gene Synm). The record is from RefSeq and is a predicted model, not a curated record. Gene Ontology annotation, molecular function: vinculin binding; intermediate filament binding; structural constituent of cytoskeleton. Gene Ontology annotation, biological process: intermediate filament cytoskeleton organization; fast-twitch skeletal muscle fiber contraction. Gene Ontology annotation, cellular component: intermediate filament; costamere; neurofilament cytoskeleton. NCBI's taxonomy places the organism in Eukaryota, Metazoa, Chordata, Mammalia, Rodentia, Cricetidae. Bases 132 to 4817 code for a protein of 1561 amino acids. The transcript has 4 exons.
UCGCCAGUCGGAGCGCCAGUCUGAGGGCCUCCGAGGUAGCGGCAAGGCGGGCGCGGCGCGGCGGGGCGGAGGGGACAAGAUCAGGGCAGGAGGCAAGCGGUAAAUCGAAAGAGCCCCGCACAUCCAGCAAAAUGCUGUCCUGGCGGCUGCAGACGGGCUCGGAAAAGGCCGAGCUCCAGGAGCUCAAUGCUCGGCUUUAUGACUACGUGUGUCGGGUGCGGGAGCUGGAGCGCGAGAACCUGCUGCUGGAAGAGGAGCUGCGCAGCCGGUUGAGCCGGGAGGACCUCUGGAUCGAGGACCAGGCGCGCUUCGCCGAGGAGGCGCGCAGCCUGCGGCAGCAGCUGGACGAACUGAGCUGGUCCACAGCGCUGGCCGAGGGCGAGCGCGACGCGCUGCGGAGGGAGCUCCGGGAACUGCAGCGGGAGGGCGCCGAAGCCAGCUCUGCCCGCAGCCGCCUGGACGCCGAGCUGGGCGCGCAGCGGCGGGAGCUGGAGGAGGUGCUGGGAGCCCGCGCCGCCCUCGAAGCGUUGCUGGGCCAGCUAGAGGCCGAGCGCCGCGACCUGGACGCGGCCCACGAGCGCCAAGUGCGGGAGCUCCGCGCCCGCGCCGCCAGCCUCACCAUGCACUUCCGAGCCCGCGCCCCCGGCCCCGCCGCGCCCCCGCCGCGCCUGCGGGACGUGCACGACAGCUACGCGCUCCUGGUGGCCGAGUCGUGGCGGGAGAGCGUGCAGCUGUACGAGGACGAGGUGCGCGAGCUGGAGCAGGCGCUGCUCCGCGGCCAGGAGAGCCGGCGCCAGGCGGAGGACGAGGCGCGGCUGUGCGCGCAGGAGGCGGACGCGCUGCGGAACCAGGCGCUGGAGUUGGAGCAGCUGCGCGCACGGCUGGAGGAUGAGCUGCUGCGGAUGCAGGAGGAGUACGGGAUAGAGGCCGAGGAGCGGCAGAGAGUGAUUGACAGCCUGGAGGACGAGAAGGAAGCCCUCACCUUGGCCAUGGCUGACCGGCUGCGGGAGUACCAGGAGCUUGUGCAGGUGAAGACUGGCCUCAGCUUGGAGGUGGCCACCUACAGGGCCUUGUUGGAAGGAGAAAGCAAUCCGGAGAUACUGAUCUGGGCUAAGAACAUUGAAAACAUGCCACAAGAGUCCAGAAGCACAUCCUAUCGCUAUACCAACUCAGUAUUACAGAGGAAAAAUGAGAAAAAUCUAUUUCCAAGGCAAAAAACACCUUGGGCAGCUGUAAAUCACAGCUCAGCUCUGUAUUCUAACAGGCCAGGGCACCUUGACUCACAGACAACCACAACUGUUGGGAGCACUACUAGAAGGGGGUUCCUGGCCUCCGAGUAUUCCUCCUCAGCUACAACCCUGCAGCAAAAAUCCCUUGAGAAGACUGUCAAGAGUCAAGCCAGUCUCCGACCUGGCGCCCCAACUCAUGGCCAUCUGAGAAAUGCUGAUGCUCAAGUGAAAACAUUCCCUGAUCGAUCCAAAGUUGAAGGCACCAGGGACACCCCCAUACGGCUGGCCACCGAGUCCAUUAUCUCCAGAGAGUCACCCAAAGAUCACCGGGACAACGUGGUGGCAGGUGCCGUGAACAGCGCUCGGUCAAAUGAGAGAACUGUCAUUUUGGGAAAGAAACUAGAAGUGAAAGCCGCCAGGGAACAAGAAAGGGACAGAUCAGGGGUCAUCAAAUUAAAGCCAGAAGAGAAAAGGUUUGAUUCUAAAGAGAAGGGUUCAGAAGAAAGAAACCUGAGGUGGGAAGAGCUGACCAAGUUAGAUAGAGACGCAAGAACGAGAGAAAGCCAGCAGAGGAGGGACGAGAUCAAAGAGAAGAAAUCACUGCAGGAGGGAGGUGUGAAGGAAAGGGAAGUACCCAUCCAUCUAGAAGCAUCCCAGGGCAGCAGCCCGGAAGUGUCGACAAAAGGCUUGCAGUCACCCGGGAGGAUGGACGCUGGCAACGGUAAGGGAAGAGGGGCGGAAACCAAAGAGGCCAAGUUCCGGUUGGACACCCAGGACGCGGCCAGCUCCCUGCCAAGUGAUUCUAUGACAGAGACCGUAGCAGAAAACAUCGUCACCACCAUCCUCAAGCAGUUCACGCAGUCUCCAGAGGCGGAAGAGAAUGCCAGUUCUUUCCCAGACACAAAGGUCACUUACGUGGACAGGCAAGAACUCCCUGGCAGUAGGAAAACCAAGACGGAAAUUGUGGUGGAGUCUAAGCUGACAGAAGACGUUGAUGUGUCUGACGAAGCUGGCCUGGAAUACCUUUUAAGCAAGGAUGUCAAGGAAGUGAGGCUGAAAGGAGAGUCAGCUGAGAAGAUGAUAGGAGAGAUGAUCAACGUUGGUCUGAAAGGAAGAGAGGGGAGAGCCAAAGUCGUAAACGUGGAGAUUGUGGAAGAGCCCGUGAGCUACACAGGUGGUGGGAAAACGGAGUUUUCUACCCCCUUCCAAGUGGAAGAAGCCGAUGAUGUGUCUCCAAGCCCCAAGGGGUUUGUCGAGGAAGAGGAUGGUGAUGGAGAGACCCAUGUGCAGUUCUCAAUGCAUCAACAUCAAAGGACCAAGCAGCCCCAGGGGAGCAUCCCUCAUGUGGAAGAAGUGAUGGAGGCAGGUGGUGACUCAGAGGGAGAGCAGAGUUACUUUGUGUCUACCCCAGAUGAGUACCCCGGGGGGCAUGACAGAGAAGAUGAUGGAUCAGUGUAUGGGCAAAUCCACAUAGAGGAAGAGUCCACCAUCCGGUACUCAUGGCAAGAUGAAAUUGUGCAGGGCACUUGGCGAAGGAAAACGAGAGAUGACAUGGGGGAAGAGAAGCAUGUGAAGGUCCUGGAGAUUCCAGCACCUUCCCUGGGGGGUGCCGUUGGUUCUGCUCACUUAAAGGAAGAAGCUAGUGGUGAACUGCAUGCAGAACCCACAGUCAUUGAGAAAGAAAUCAAAAUACCGCAUGAGUUCCAUACCUCCAUCAAGGGGGUCUUCUCCAAUGAGCCCCGGCACCAGCUGGUGGAGGUCAUCGGGCAGCUGGAGGAAACCUUGCCGGAGCGCAUGAAGGAGGAGCUGUCUGCUCUGACCAGACAGGAUCAAGGAGAGCCGGGGAGUGUCUCAGUGGAUGUAAAGAAGGUCGAGAGCUCUGCUCCUGGUUCUGUGACCUUGAUGGCUGAAGUCAACCUCUCGCAGACGGUGGAUGCUGACCAGUUAGACCUGGAGGAGUUGAGCAGGGAUGAAGCUGGAGAAAUAGAGAGGGCUGUGGAGUCUGUGGUAAGAGAGAGCUUGACCAAGCGCUCCAGCCCAAUGCCUAGAAGCCCAGACAGGGAAGAUGGAGAGGAGGUGCCUGCUGGGGGCAUUCUCUUCAAGCGCUGGGCCACCAGGGAACUGUAUAGCCCAUCUGUUGAGAGGGAUGAUGCUGGCUGGACCCCUUCCAGCUCAGAUCAGCGUGUAACCCAGGGCCCAGUGUCGGCCACCGUUGAAGUCACCAGCCCAACAGGCUUUGUGCAGUCUCACACGCUGGAGGAUAUAAGCCAGUCUGUAAGGCAUGUUAAACUAGGCCCCACUGAAAUGUGGAAAACUGAGCAGGUGUCCUACGGAGGACCCACCGCACAGGUGGUGGAGGUAAGUGAGGACCUCAGUGAGGCAGUCAGCUCUGAGGGAGCCAGCCGCUCUGUGAGGCACAUUACAUUGGGUCCCCGUCAAAGUCGCGUGUCCACAGAAGUUACUUUCCGAGGCUCUGUGCCUACCUGGCGGGAAGCAGGAGACACAGAAGAGCCUCACCCAGCCUCACUGGCUGUAGAAGAAGACAUAUCCAGGAACCACAGAAUGUCUGGCUCUGAGCAGUUUCAUGCUGAAAAGGAAAUUCGUUUUCUGGGUCCUAUUUCUGGGGCAGCCCAGGCUGGUAGUAAUUUUGCAACAGAGGAGUCAGUGGGUACCCAGACUUUUGUUAGGCAUCUCCAGUUAGGCCCCAAAGAAGGGUUCAGGGAGGAAAUCCAGUUCAUAGCUCCCAUCCCAGACAAAGUGGAGUGGGGAGGAGAAGAGGAUUCUGAGCACACCAGAGUGUCUCUAGGGAGGAGUACAUCCAUCCAACAUGUUGACAUUGGGCCUCAGAGGCACCAAACCUCCAAGCUGAUAGCUCCACAGACCUUGGAAUUUAGGAACUCAGAAGGCACGGUUCUUGUGGAGGGCUCAGCAGGGAUGACCCAGGCCACUCACAGUUUCACCUCAGGUAGCGAAAUCCUGAGGAACAAUGAGAACACAUUCCAGAGGGUCAUUUCUGAGUCCCUUCCGGACAGUGUGGGGGACACAGGAGCAGAGGUGACAGCAGGCAUCAGCAGGUCCUUUAGGCACAUUCAGAUAGGCCCUACAGAGAAGGGCCCCUCUGAACACAUUGUCAUCCAUGGACCCAUGUCUAAAACAUUUGUACUCGAUGGUUCAGUGGCGUCCCCUGAGCUCGGUGGGCUAGCAGGGGACAGCAGCACACUAAGCCACAUUGCACCAGGGCCCAAAGAAACCUCAUUUACUUUUCAGAUGGAUGUGAGUAACACAAGGGCGAUCCGCAGCUGGACCCGAGACGCAGGGUCGGAAGUGGAAGCUCACAGUGUGUCUGACCGUGGUGGCUGGAGAAUUGCUCACAGUAGGACUGAGCAGGUCACCAGCAUGAGCUCUCAGGCCUCCGCUGGGGAUGGACACCAGACCCGCGGAGAGAAAGGUGAGGAGCAGGCUGGAUUUGACAAGACCGUGCAGCCGCAGAGAAUGGUAGACCAAAGGUCAGUGGCCUCAGAGGAGAAGAAAGUCGCCCUUGUCUAUCUAGACAACGAGGAGGAGGAAGAGGGCGAUGGAUGGUUUUGAUAAGCGGAACGAUCUUGUCUUAAAUGGCGCUUUGGAAACAUACCACUACACACAGCCUUUAACAUACCAAUAUACAAAGCCUUUACUAAUUGUAUGGGGGAGGGGGAGGCUGGUUAUCAAUACCUUUAUUUAGAGAACCUGAGGUGGAGUCAGUUUGCUUUAGAAUUCAUCUGUAAAGGUUUGAGAGCAACUCUGGCCUUUUAAGGCUUUCAGAUUUUACAUUUGAGCUGAGACUUUUGCAGACACUUUUCAUCUUUUUAGUCUUAAAAAGCUCCUUUCUCUAAAGCUUUCUUUCCACAUAUGGAGAGAGUUUGUAGAGUUUUGCAUCAGGUCACAGGCGUGACUUACUGCUGUUCUACUGUUUAUCUAUAAGCAAGACACUUUAACAUUAACAUUAACCAGAUUAAAAUAAUAUACUUAAGGGUAGGUUUUAUUUGCAUGUGCUAAUAUCCAACAGUAGACUAACACUGGGAAGGAAAAUACAUAGAAUGUUUCCCCUUCCUAAGUCUUUUCAAAAAUAAAUUAUAGAAGGGCUGGAGAGAUGGCUCAGUGGUUAAGAGUUUGUACUGCUCUUGCAGAGAACCUGAGUUCAGUUCCCAGCACCCAUAUCAGGGGGCUCACAACCACCUGUAACUCCUGCUCCAGAGGAUCCGAUGUCCUUUCUGGCCUCUGUAGGCACCUGCACUCAUGUGCACAUACCUACACACACACACACACACACACACACACACACACCAAUAAAAACAAAAAUAAAUCUUAGCCAGGCAGGGCACACGCCUUUAAUUCCAUACUUGGGAGGUAGAGGCAAGCAGAUUUCUGUGAGUUCAAGGCCAGCCUGAUCUACAAAGGGAGUUCCAGGACAGUCAGGCAUACACAAAGAAAUGCUGUCUCAAAAACAAAAUAAAAAAAAAAUUAUAGAAAGCGCAAGCAAGACUUUAUGUUUGAAAAAAAAAUCUACUAGAUGAUUUAAGGAAGUUACUUAUCAGAGAUUUAAAAUUAUUUUCAGUUUGAAUGAAUUGCUUUCUAUGUACAGAACAUUUUUAAAAAGAGGGCUUAGAGUUAUUUAUGGAAAGCCCAGCUGCGGUCUUAUUGAUGCUUCAGAUCCAUGUGACUGUCCUGAUCGUACAGAUUUGCCAGCAUGGCCACAGGCAUGGCCAGCUGAGAACUGCUCAUGGCAUCAUUUCGGGUCUUUACAGUACUCGGCUGAGAUAGCAGAGCACUUUUCUGGGAGUAGCUACCCCCUGCUAGAGCAGUGGCUCUCAACAUGUGGAUCGAAUGACCCUUUCACAGGGGCCGUCUGAGACCAUCAGAAAACACAGAUCCUUACAUUAUGAUUCAUAACAGUAGCAAAAUUACAGUAAUAAUUUUAUGGUUGGGGGUCACCACAACACAAGGAGCUGUAUUAAAGGAUCGCAGUGUUAGAGGGUUGAGAACCACUGGGCUGUGUUCGGCCUCUCCGUGCUGUAGUCCUUAUGACCGGAACAUUCACUCUCCCUGGUAAGAGGCAGCUGUGUCGGCAGUGAAGACAGCACAGGUGAUUUGACUGCAGCUGGACUGGCAAAUUGGUCCUGGCAGGAACAUAGAAGUCCAAAGUAGCUAGUGCUUCCCAAACAAGUGAUUCCGAACUCACCUCUCAUGGGCUGGAGGUCUUUCUGAGCUCCUAGAAUGAAGGAUAAAAAGGCAGCAGCACAUACAAACCUCAGAAAAGCUUUUUGCACUUUGAACAGAAAUCAUGAGGGUUGGGGGAUUUAAGUGUUUAGCGGAAGGAACCAGGUGCUUCCCAUGCAAUGCAGCGUUGAGGCAUCCAGGACAGGCUCUGACAGAGGACAAAACCCCGACCCUCAUGGACCACCGAUCGUGGACCUGAAGCUGUGCACCACAGGGUUUAAUAGGAUGAGUGUGCUCAUUUGGAAUUGUCCUUUUACACAUGGAUAUUGUUUUUAAAACUCCCAUCGCUGAAGAUUCGGCAUCACAUAAAAAUGGCCUCGACAGGGCAGUAUUCUGUGAGCGCAGAAUGGCAGCUCUGACAUGUCUGAGCUGGGCUUUUGAACGCAGGCCACAGAAUGGCCUGUAGGGCGCUGAGGAAGAAGGAUCCGAGGUGAUGCCAUCUUCAGGGAGGGGAGGAGCAGGGUGCAGGAGGGUCUCCCUUCCUGUGUGUCUCACGGGGCACAUCUUCCCCUCUGGUUCCAGCAGCUGGGUGAUGCAGAGUGAGUUUUUUUCAUUGCUAAGGGGAAGAGAAACGCAGCAUGGCUUAAGGUGGUCUGCUUUGCAAACACCUUGCACUGGGGUACAGGAAGGAAGCAGGUGUGAAUGGAAUGUUUAAGCCUUUGUUACCCGUAAAGAUGAACUCCUGGGUGUCAGCCUGAUGCAGAAGUUACUGCCUUAACCUGUCAUUUCUAACACUGUCAGGGAUGCGCUGAUGGAUUUUUUUUUUUUACUGUAAUCAGCAAGUCUGAGUGAUUUAUUAAAAUGUGGUCGAGGUGACAGCCUUGCUGUAAUGACAGGAGACAGAGUGACAAUGUGGAGUUUAUUAUGAGACUAAGUGGGCCUAGCUGAUGCCAUUGCCUUAGUCCAUGAACUUACGGAUGCUAGCAUGAACAGGUUAUAAAUAUCACGGCCACCUCUACUUGUUCUGAAAAAACAGAUGUCUUAGUAUUAAAUAUUAAUUUUCAUCGCUAAGCUGGAAUGCGCAGCAAGGCAGUGUUCUGUUUGAAGUGUUAACCAGGACGGAGGAGUCCUCAGCUGUCAUUGCUCACUAGGUCACAAGGGCAGGGAUCUUCUCUGUGACACUGUAGCACGCCACCCCGAAGCUCCCUGAGGUUUUUGAAAGCAGUCACUCUGGAGUCAAAUCAACACUGUGGUAGGGCAGGGAGGGUGGGGACACACCCUGUCUCUCCCAGUCUGUUAUUGUUGAGACUACAAGACACUGAAUGUUUCUCCGCUUUCCACUGGUUGUUUUGAUAGUUUGUUUAAAGUGUUUAUUUAGAAUUAUCUAAGAAGCUUAUUUUGCUAACCUGUUCCCUACAAAGGGAACUGUCACAAGAAUGUGUAGAAAUAAAGAUCUGAGGGGAAAAAAAAUC